Molecule: messenger RNA, 1386 nt
Organism: Aspergillus vadensis CBS 113365
Lineage: Eukaryota; Fungi; Ascomycota; Eurotiomycetes; Eurotiales; Aspergillaceae
Product: putative alpha-1,6-mannosyltransferase subunit
Exons: 3
Coding region: 1-1386 (461 amino acids)
Biological process (GO): protein N-linked glycosylation
Cellular component (GO): Golgi membrane
Molecular function (GO): glycosyltransferase activity
Source: RefSeq, a predicted model, not a curated record
AUGUCGUUGUCACGAUCGCCCUCUCCCCACCCCGCGGGAGCAGGAUGGUCUAGUCCUGGACUCACCUCGCCCAGUGGUUCGACGACGCCUCACAAUGGUUUUCUGUCGCCAAAUCCUAUAGGUGCCAGCGGCAUCUCCUGGGCCGCCGCCAAAGCGAAGAGCGACGAGGUACGAGGCUACCCGUCCUUUUCGACGAAGAACAGCGGAUUCUUCUCGCGUUCAAGACGCCAGCUCUCCGCCACUUUGCCGCGCUUUCGUUUAGGCUCAGGGUCUCCGAAUGGCUAUGUCGAUAAGGAUGAGUUUGGCCGGGGGCGGCCUCUCUCCCCAGCUACGGGCUGGCGCCUGGGAUUUGGCAGGUCGGUUCUGCGGCGCAGACGAUCGCGCUUGCUCGUGGCGCUGAUCUUUCUUUUGCUGGGCUAUAUGUUUUUCGGAGCGUCUCUUCUUCAAAAGUAUCGGCGCUCUCCACUAGGCGGUGGGCGCAAGUUCGUGAUCAUACUAGAAUCUAACAUAGAGGGCGGCGUGAUGGAGUGGAAGGGAGCGCGCGAAUGGGCGAUCGAGCGCAACAGCGUGUGGAACAAGAAGAAUUAUGUUGAGCGAUGGGGCUACGAAUUGGAAACCGUCAACAUGUUGGCGAAGAAGCGGUAUUCGCACGAAUGGCGCGAGAGUUGGGAGAAGGUGGACCUUAUCCGGGAGACGAUGCGAAAGCAUCCUGAUGCUGAAUGGUUUUGGUGGUUGGACCUCAGCACUUGGAUCAUGGAAUACUCUUACUCGUUACAGGACCAUAUAUUCGACCGCUUGGAUGAAAUCAUCUACCGGGACAUCAAUGUCUACAACCCGUUGAAUAUCAGCCAUCCGCCGGACGACGCUUACCUGGACGAGGUGUCUCGAUCGCCAAACGGAGACGGGGAUCCGUCAUCGGUACAUAUGCUACUGUCGCAGGACUGUGGGGGCUUCAACCUCGGCUCUUUCUUCAUUCGGCGCUCCCUCUGGGCCGACCGCCUGCUGGACUCGUGGUGGGACCCAGUCAUGUAUGAACAGAAACAUAUGGAGUGGGAGCACAAGGAGCAGGAUGCGAUGGAGUACCUCUACGCAACGCAGCCGUGGGUACGCAGCCACGUUGGCUUCCUCCCCCAGCGAUAUAUCAACUCGUACCCCCAGGGGGCAUGUGGAGAUGAGAACGACCCGAAUGUCCACUACCAGGAAGAUGAAAGAGACUUUCUGGUCAACAUGGCCGGGUGCCAGUAUGGACGCGACUGCUGGGCCGAGAUGUACCAGUACCGUGAGAUCAGCAAGCAGCUGAACCUGACAUGGUGGGAGCGGAUGAAGGACAAGUUGAACGGCCUUUACGAGAAGCUUUUCCCUGGCGAGGAGCAGCAAGUUGAAUAG